AUGUCUAAAUACUGUGCAACCGAAGGCCACAUUCUAUAUAAAACCCUCAUUAGAGAUGCAAUGAGGCAAGCUGGUUUCUCUUUGAAAAAGGAGGAUCCGACCGCAGUUCUUGUUUGGUGGGAUGAUUUGAGAAAAAAGGAUUUCUACGGCCAAUUAAAGCCAUGGCAAAUCGUUAACAGAUUCCCUAUGAUUAACGUUAUAUGCCGAAAAGCUCCUUUCGUUCGCUUAUGUCAGCGUACAGCUCAAACUUUCCCAUCACAAUUCAAAUUCUUACCGAAAAGCUUCCUCGUUCCAAUACAGCAAGAGCAGUUCAAUGCUGAAGUUCAUAAAAACGAAAAAAGAUUCAUUGUUAAACCAGAUCGAGGCUCUCUCGGCGAAGGAAUCACUUUUGUUGAAAUUGGUGAUGAGCCACCCGCAAUUGAGAGAUUGUGCGUUGCUCAGGAAUACAUUCCUUCUUUAUUAAUUGAUGGCUACAAAUUUGACUUCAGAAUCUAUGCUCUUGUAGCUUCAGUUAAUCCACUCCGUGUCUACGUUUACAGGAACGGCGUUGCGCGCUUCUGUUCUAAGAAAGCAACAGAGAAUUCCGUAUUUUCAGAAUUGACCAACAAAUCACUUAACAAGAAGAACCCAGAUGUUAUCAUGACACAGAUUGUUAAGAUGAUUGCCGAUAUCAUGACAUCACUUGAACAGCAAGGCCACAAUACACAGCAUCUUUGGCAGAAAAUCGAUCGUGCAAUUGUUUCCGCUGUCAUCACUGCAUCCAAAUUCCUUCAGCAAGGCAUGAAUAAGCAAUGCCCGAAGAUUGGAUACCAACGAUGCUUCCAAAUCCUCGGAAUUGACGUUCUCAUCGACAACGACUUCAAUCCAUACAUUCUCGAGUGCAACUACCGUCCAUCCCUCGAAACAAAUACUCCUUACGAGCGGAAGAUGAAGAUGGCCAUGCUAUCUGACGCUAUGCAGAUCAUGGCUCCAUCGCAAGAGCUCCAGGAAUACGUCACUAAGAACUACUCCGAACAUCUUGCAGAAGAUUGGCCAGAACUCAUGAAAACUGACCCAGAAUUAAUCGACGCGAUCAAUAAAACAGUCAACAAGCCACCACAUAGCUUAGGAGGCUUCAACCUCGCAUAUCCAUGUGAUAACGAAGCUCAAAUGAAGAAAUGGGAUCGAAUGAUUACAUUUGUCGGAAAAAUGCCUACAGAACUUAAGACUCGCUACUUCCUUCCACCAGCAUUGAAGAAACCAGCAGCUAGAACAACCACAGUUCCAGCACCAGCCGCUCCAAUCGUUGAAGCUACACAUGAUGACCGAAUUGACGGACUUUCCAGCGGAUCUGACCUCAAAGAUGAUCCAAAUGAAGGUGCAGAAGUCGACAAUGGCUUCGUCCCAGUCAUUGACGAUGAAGGUGGCGAAGAUGUUGCUCCAGAACUCUCUGCUCUUUUCAUCAACCAAAUCAUCCAGGAGAAAGGACACAUUCCAAGGAAAGCGAGAAGAGCAGCGGAACAGGGACUUCCACUGACAACUUCGGACAUCGUCGGCGGCCCAGUUGAAGGAAUCAGGAGAGUCGGAAGACCAGUUGUAAGAAGAAGCACACAUGAUGACGACGAUGAUAUGUAA
This is a messenger RNA of Trichomonas vaginalis G3, 1614 nucleotides long. RefSeq names its product positive regulation of cilium movement. The transcript has a single exon. Gene Ontology annotation, biological process: microtubule cytoskeleton organization; protein polyglutamylation. Gene Ontology annotation, molecular function: tubulin binding; tubulin-glutamic acid ligase activity; metal ion binding. Gene Ontology annotation, cellular component: cilium. The record is from RefSeq and is a predicted model, not a curated record. Lineage: Eukaryota; Parabasalia; Trichomonadida; Trichomonadidae. The coding region runs from base 1 to 1614 and encodes 537 amino acids.